This is a messenger RNA of Drepanopeziza brunnea f. sp. 'multigermtubi' MB_m1, 189 nucleotides long. Lineage: Eukaryota; Fungi; Ascomycota; Leotiomycetes; Helotiales; Drepanopezizaceae. The record is from RefSeq and is a predicted model, not a curated record.
AUGUACGAGAGAAUGCAAAGGUAUAUCGAGCACUAUGCCGGAGUCCUAGCACAAGUAGCUUUAGCAUCUUUUCAAGAUACCUUAUACGUCGCCGCCCUAUCAGGCUCCAAUCCAGGACUGCCCGCUCAACUUCAGAAUGCCCCCUCUCCUCAAGCACAAAGACAAAGUGGAUAUCAAGGAAACAACUAG